AUGCAAAGUGCGGCACGGAAGUGGCAGUCAGACCUGCGCCAUCUAGUCCUCCUCGCUCCAUCCCACGAUGCAGCCCACCCCGAACAGAGACAAAGCUUUACGGCCGUUGCAAAUCCUACGUUGGCUACUUUGCUUCCGCCGCCUACGACACCUCACUACGUCUCCAACGGGACUCGGCGAUCCUCUCUCGAAACUGAUGUCGGACUCGCAUCUGGUGAACUCCGCUCUCACCUAUCCGAAGCCGUCCGAAGCCGUCGUCCCUAUGGCAUCAUGUCUACUGUACCUUUUCUCUUUUCGACGCAGGCUCUGUGCGUUCUGGUGCGGCUCAAACCACCCAUCACCUUCAAGCGUCCGCCCGCCCCUGGAAUGACAGGUGCCCCCUAG
Colletotrichum higginsianum IMI 349063 is the source of this 384-nucleotide messenger RNA. RefSeq lists its product as uncharacterized. The transcript has 2 exons. NCBI's taxonomy places the organism in Eukaryota, Fungi, Ascomycota, Sordariomycetes, Glomerellales, Glomerellaceae. Bases 1 to 384 code for a protein of 127 amino acids. The record is from RefSeq and is a predicted model, not a curated record.